ACUCCACAUAAGGAAAGUUGGUUUGAUUGUCGUUAUAACCUUGCAGAAAUGAGUGCUACCGAUAAAGUUUCUACAUGUAGGGUUUGCUACAAUUCUACCUCAGAAUAUCCAUCCACCUCUGACUCAUGCGAUCACGAACAUAGCAUCUGUAGUGCUUGUGUCGUGAAACACAUCCGGUCUGAAAUUUUCAAGGGAAACGUUGUUAAUAUUGUGUGCCCUAGUGCUAAUUGUGAAGUUGUCCUUGGUUAUUGCGACAUUAAAAGGUUGAUCCCGAGAGAUUUAUUUGAGCGUUAUGGGUUAUUUUUGCUACGUCAUGUGAUUCGGCAACUUGAAGAUUUCCGUUGGUGUAAGCGUCAAGGUUGUGGAUGGGGACAAGAACAUAGUUCAGGAGAUGAAGCACCAAUCAUGACUUGUCACGCUUGUAAAUUUAAAACCUGUUAUACAUGUGAUGUACCCUGGCAUGAAGGAAUCACUUGUGAAGAGUUCAAACAACGAAUGGAGGAUGAUCCUCAUGGUGCAGCUAAUAAUGCCUAUCAUGAUCGACAUACUAAACAAUGCCCUAAGUGUAAAUGGCCGAUAGAAAAGAAGA
Messenger RNA from Racocetra persica, 589 nucleotides. Lineage: Eukaryota; Fungi; Glomeromycota; Glomeromycetes; Diversisporales; Gigasporaceae. The record is from the annotation of a GenBank genome assembly.